This is a messenger RNA of Paramormyrops kingsleyae, 4661 nucleotides long. The record is from RefSeq and is a predicted model, not a curated record. NCBI's taxonomy places the organism in Eukaryota, Metazoa, Chordata, Actinopteri, Osteoglossiformes, Mormyridae.
ACUUCGGGCUGACAGCCUCUUCGCGAUCAGCCGCUCGCCUCACUCCGAGUCGAGCCGCCGUGCCGUGCGCUGCCUGCCUGCCUUACUGCCUGCCGGGCUUUCACUCCGCGCCUUUGCUGCUUUUUGGUUCUUUAAAGUGUUAGAUGCGCUUCCGGAGCCGGAUGAACACACUCCAGUAGACAUGUGUGCGGGAAGAGGCUUGCUGAUGAAGCUGCUGCUGCUGGGUGUGCUUGAGAUGUGCGACGGAGGCUCCUUCCCAGAGGCAGCAGGGCCGAAGGGCCGGGUCACAGGGCUGGAGACAGACUCCCCCUCAUCAUCCCUGGGCCCCGGGACCCCCCCGGCUGGCCCCCCCACCCACAGGCCCCUCCUCCGGGGCCUCCUCCUGCACCAGGCCCUGCUCACUAAGGACUUCCGGGGAGACCAGCGCUUCUUUGACGGCUUGGAGGGGAGCCCCGUCUCGAGCCACACGGUGGCCCACGAGGACGCGCCCGCUUUCUCCGACGUGGCGACCACCACUGUCACCAUGGCGACCGCAUCCCUGCGGGGGGGUGUGGUAAUGACGCCUGUCGGUACUGCUCCGGGCAGGGCGGGGGGCGAAGGGAGCCCCUCGGCCACCACAGGGACUCCAGUCACCACAGACUUCUUAACCACUCCCGUCACACAUACUUUGUCACCUGACACGGUUGUUACGGCAACUAGCCUCGCCCCGCCCACCCUCACAACUCCAUCAAAGGAGCUUGUCCUGGACUCGGAGGAUGUCGUGACGGGAAAAAGCGACGGUCCGGUGAUGACCGCAACACCCCAACCAUCUCUGCAAGAUGUCCCUGAGAAAAACACAGCACCCACCACUGUAAUGACCCCCGACCCCAUGACGGAGCAGCCUGCAGUUGCCUGUGGCAUCAAUCUGACUGCCCCGGACAGCUUCGUCAAGGUGGCCCUGAGCGACUCCGCUUUGGACUGUACCUACUCCGUGACGGUCUACCUGGGCUACGGGGUCGAGAUCCAGGUGUUGGAGGUUAACCUUUUGGCUGGGGACACUGUGACUCUGGAUGAUCUGGGGGCCAAGGGGCCCUCCUUGCUGGCCAAUGAGUCCAUCCUGACCGCCGGACUGGUGCUGCAGAGCCGAAGCAAUCAGGUGUCCAUCCGCUUCCAGGGCAAAGGUCGCGGGCAGCAAGCAGGCUCCUUCCUGCUGCACUAUCAAGCCUUCGUGCUCAGCUGCCCUUUCCCCCAGCGGCCGGCCCAGGGGGAUGUGUCCGUCACCAGUCUCCACGCUGGCGGCGAGGCCUACUUCUACUGCCUCGGCGGAUACCUGCUUCAGGGCCCCCCCACGCUCACGUGCCGCAAUGCGACUACGCCCUACUGGAGUGGCAAGGAGCCCCGGUGCCAAGCCUCCUGCGGCGGAGCGGUGAGGAAUGCCACGAUCGGCCGAAUCGCCUCGCCCGGUUUCCCUGCCAACUAUGGCAACAAUCUGACGUGCCACUGGGUGGUGGAGGCACCGGAAGGCCACCGGUUACACAUUCACUUCGAGAAGGUGGCCCUGGCGGAGGACGACGACAGGCUCCUGAUAAAGGACGGGGAUAACAUUGAUUCCACGCUGCUGUAUGAUUCGUACGAGGUGGAGUACCUCCCCGGCGAGGGCGUUGUCAGCUCCUCCCGCUGCCUGUUUGUCGAAUUUAACACGGAUGGAUCCGGAACAUCCACCGGCGCCGCUGUCCGAUAUGAAGCCUUCGCCCAGGAGAACUGCUACGAGCCCUUCAUCAAGCACGGGAACUUCAGCAGCAGUGACCCGACCUUCGCCGUGGGCGCCGUGGUAGAGUUCUCCUGCGACGCCGGGUACACCCUGGAGCAGGGCUCCGUCACCAUCGAGUGUGUGGCCCCCAACGGCCCUCUGUGGAACGAGACAGAGCCAGCCUGUCGAGGUGCCCUCCGAUUGGGCAGGAGGGAUCAGCUGACCUUCUAUGACGGCGACGACCUGACGGCCAACAUCCUGGGUCAGUACAGCGGCCCCGGGGCCCGCGUGCGGCUCUACACCUCCACGGCUGACGUCACGCUGCAGUUCCAGUCCGAUCCUGCGGGUGACACCUUUGCUUAUGGCAACGGCUUCGUCGUGCGCUUCUUCGAGGUCCCCCGCAACGACACGUGCCCAGAGCUCCCGGAGAUCGCCAACGGCUGGAAGAGCACCUCGCACCCGGAGCUGGUGCAUGGCACAGUGGUGACCUACCAGUGCUACCCUGGCUUCCAGCUGUGGGCCGGGGCUGAGGUCCUCAUGUGCCAGUGGGACCUGACGUGGAGCGGAGACGUGCCCAGCUGCCAACGGGUGACGUGGUGUUCGGACCCCGGCGCGGUGCAGCACAGCCGCAGGGUGGCGUUGGGGGCUCACUUCGCCGUGGGGGCCACUGUCCAGUACGUCUGUGACAAGGGCUACGUGAUGACGGGCGACGGGACACUCACCUGCCAUGCUCGGGACACUGCCAGCCCCAAGUGGAGCGGGCGGCCACCCAAGUGUGUCCCUGAAAAGUAUGAGCCCUGCCGGGACCCCGGCACCCCCCGCUACAGCAUCCAGAGCACAGAGAAGCAGUUUUACCCAGUUGGGGAGACCCUGCACUACAACUGCCUGGCUGGCUACCAGCUGCAGGGGGAUGCCACCAUCCGGUGCAUCCCCGGACACCCCUCACAGUGGAGUGGCCCGCCCCCUGUCUGUAGAGAGCCUUCCUCAGACUCUUCCUCGAAGCACCGGCUGGAUGCGUCCAGUGCAGUCUCCAGUUCAGAGUGGGCAAACGUAGGCGUCGCGAUCCUGGCUCCGGCUGUUGUCUUCCUGGCUGUUAUUGUUGGGAUAUACAUCUACUUCUCAAAGCUCCAGGGCAAGUCUCUCCGGCUGCCCUUGUCCUCUACGCCACCAUACGACAACAUGACAGAGUCCGCCUUUGACAACCCCAUUUAUGAGACUGGAGACUCCAGAGAGUACGAGGUCUCCAUUUAAUGACCUUUGCGUGGGGGGGGGGCAGCUCCCACCCUUUUCCCUGCCUCUUGGAAACAUCGCCGCAGCUCACGUCACUCCUCAGCCACCACGGACUCCCCUUCAUCUCCAUCCCCUUCCCCUUUGCUCCUCUUCCUCCUUUCUGGCUGCUGUAAAAUAUCUUGCCUGAGUGAGCAACUUUGCCAAUGUCGCAAAGAGAAUGGGAGGGUUGCUUUUGUUUUGUUUUUUUUUUUUGAAGGCGUUUGGGUAUUUUUAGAUUCUGAAACAAUUUCUAGUUUUAACUGUUUGAGGAAUUAUUAAGACUAGGGACCAGAAAACUUUUUUAUUUGUCCCUUUGCUCUGCAAAUUAUGAUGACUCUUUAUCCAGUGUGAUGUAAGCAGCCUGCAAAGCACCAUGGGAAUAGAACGUGGUUCUGUACUCUGACCCGGGAAAAGAACAUUCCGGCAAACCGGCGUCAUCGGACUCCAGCUUAUAAACACAACAGUGGAGAGGUGUGGUACGUGUGUAAGCUGUUACAGGGAUCUGUGCUGAGGCCAGAUUCUUCUCGUCAAGGUCACUCACAAGACCCAUCCACCUUCUAUUUCCAUGUAACAUGUAAUUCCCUGACUCCUAAAAUGCUGCCAUUCGAUGCCCAAAGGUCAUGACCACUGACAUGGGUGACGCAGCAUGAAGAAAACCUGACGGUACUACUGGGCUUUACCCUACAUCCUUGCCCUCCAUAUUGGACUUACUGGGAGGUCACCUAGGGCUCGAUUCCAUCGGGUUCCUCUCCUUCCUAAUCUGUUUGCCCACUUCAUUCACUCUUAGUUGACCUACGUGGUACACAAAUAAGGACACCUGAUCAUGAAAGAGAUUUGCCAGUUUUCAUAUAAUUUCAUAUAAAAAAUAUUUCAUCUCAGAAAUAUUUACUGGGGUGUGUGUGUGUUUGGGGUUGCUCGUUUUAUGAACAGGGGAUAAAAAAAUAUCAUGGGGGGCUGCAACUUUGCCUGUCGCUAAAGUAGAUUAUAUAUGUGCAGAAAAAACAACUGGAAUCAAAACUACAAUCACUACUGUGUCCCUAAGGUACCAUCUGAGUAUUACAUGUAGAGAGAAUGUAAGUACCUCUGCCUGGAUUAUUCCAGAAAAAUUCAGGGAGCCACUCUGUGUGCUUCCUAUGGUUUUAAAUGCUGGUUCUUGUUAUGCUGUAACUUUGCACAAUCUGCUUUUAGAUGACAACCUGAAGAUAAAAUGUUCAACAGGCUGAUGUGUUGAACGUGAGGCUCACUUUUACUUUGUGUGACAUUUUUAUGUUGAAAUAUCAUUAAUAUCACUUAACACGUGCAGGGUGACUGGAAAACACAGAACCAAGUCCACAAACCGGAGUGACUUCCUUUGGAAUUUACAUGUGUUUGAGCUCCUUACAAACUCACGAUGUACUACAAAUAGUUUUCCAGAGUUUUUGGAUACAGUUACAAAUUUCCAGUGAUUUUACAAUUAAUAUUUCACAGUUUAAGAGUGAAAAUCUUGCUUGCGGAUUGCUGUUGAACAUUGUUAUGAUUCUCAAACUCAUAUGGUAUGAUUUGUGUCCAUUGUCAGCUUGUGUAAUAAUAUGGAUGAGCACACAUGGAAACUGAUAAGUAAAUACAUUAAUAUUGAAGUUACGCUAAACAUUACGCUAAUAAUGGAAUGCAGUGUUUGAAUAUG